AUCAUUUGAAAUUGUAUGAACAGUUGUGAAACAUCCUGUUCAUCGUGAUGGUCAUUGUUCAAUUGAUGAAUAUGUUUAGAUAUGACGAUAUCACGCGACCAACGAGGAAAGAGGAUGGCGCAAUAAGAAAAAGUGUAUAUAGAAAACCUACAUCAACGGGUCAGUAUACUGAUUUUCUCAGCUUCGUGCCCUUGAAAUACAAACGCAAUCUGAUAAAAUGCUUGGUUCACAGAGCAAGAGCAAUUUGUUCGGAUGAUUGUCUUGAUGAGGAACUUAAUAAUAUUGAACGGUUGCUAAGUGAAAAUGGUUAUCCAGAAAAGUUUACUGAUAAGAAUAUGAAUCUAAAAUCAAAGCAGCCCAAGUUACCAACAGUUCCAAAAAAGGAAGGCCUUAUUCUUACAAAUGCAGUUCCUUGGGGACAACAUCAGCAAAAGACUAACACAGCGCCUUAGAAAUGCGGUAAGAAGAAUUACGGUGUGUCUUCAAAACCACUCCUCUUAUGCGUUCGGGAGUAAAAGACAAAUUGUCUAAUUUCGCCUCUUCCAUGUGUAUCUACCAAUUUAACUGCUCCUGUGGAGCCAGUUACAUAGGCCG
This is a messenger RNA of Trichobilharzia regenti, 594 nucleotides long. Lineage: Eukaryota; Metazoa; Platyhelminthes; Trematoda; Strigeidida; Schistosomatidae. The record is from the annotation of a GenBank genome assembly.